AUAGAAAAAGUGCUCCAGCAAGGAGAAAUCGGAGACUGUGCAGAACCCUACAUGGUUCUUAAAGAAAGUGAUGCUGGCAAAGCAAAAGAAAAGAUUGAAAAACUGAAAGCCCAAGCUGAAUUCUUUUGUCAGCGUUUGGGGAAAUACAGAAUGCCAUUUGCCUGGAUUCCCAUAAGCCUAACUAAUUUCUUCAACCUUUCAACACUUGAACGAGAAAUAUCUGAGGCCGAAGGCUUAAACGGGAGGGGAUCCAGUAGUGACAAGCGAGCAACACUGCUACAGGCGAGAAGACUUUCUGAAAGAAGUCUCAGCUCAGAGGACAGCUAUCUGGUAUCAAACUUCAAAACAAUCUCUCUGACCCUCAACACCUUCUUUAAACAGGAAGGAGACAGGCUUAGUGAUGAAGAUCUGUUCAAGUUUUUAGCUGAUUUCAAAAGAUCAUCGUCCUUGCAGAGAAGAAUUAAGACUUUACCAGGUACACUUAAACUGGAGAUUUCCCCAGCUCCAGAAAACCUUGGUUAUUGUUUGACACCAGAAUUACUACCAGUGAAGCCAUUUCCAGAAAACCGUAAUCGUCCUCACAAAGAGAUUUUGGAAUUCCCAAUCAGAGAAGUGUAUGUUCCCCAUACCACUUAUAGAAAUCUCCUCUAUGUUUACCCUCAGAGGCUGAAUUUUGCUAACCGACUGGCUUCUGCAAGAAAUAUUACCAUCAAAAUCCAGUUUAUGAGUGGCGAAGACCCAUCCUGUGCAACGCCGGUAAUUUUUGGGAAAUCUUCAGGUCCAGAAUUUGUCCAAGAAAUAUACACAGCUAUCACGUAUCAUAAUAAAUCCCCUGACUUCUAUGAAGAAGUGAAGAUAAAGCUGCCAGCAAAACUCACAGAAAAACACCAUCUAUUGUUCACAUUCUAUCACAUCAGCUGCCAGCCAAAGCAAGGAGCAUCUGUAGAAACCCUUCUUGGGUAUUCAUGGCUGCCGAUUCUAUUAAAUGAUCGUCUUCAAACUGGGCAUUAUUGUCUUCCUGUUGUGUUAGAUAAGCUGCCUUUCCACUAUUCAAUUCACUCUCCUGAGAAAGUUCCAUCUCAGACACCACCUAUUAAGUGGGUUGAAGGACACAAGGGUGUUUUCAAUGUUGAAGUGCAAGCUGUUUCGUCUGUUCACACUCAGGACAAUCACCUGGAGAAGUUCUUCACCCUGUGCCAUUCUCUGGAAAGUCAAGUGACCUUCCCCAUUCGACUGAUGGAUCAGAAGAUCACAGAGGCUACACUGGAACAUGAAUUGAAACUCAGCAUUAUCUGUUUGAAUUCUUCACGCCUUGAACCUCUUGUCUUGUUUUUACAUUUGGUACUAGAUAAACUUUUCCAGCUGGCUAUACAGCCCAUGGUCAUAGCUGGCCAGACAGCCAACUUCUCGCAGUUUGCCUUUGAAUCUGUGGUUGCAAUAGUAAACAGUCUCCAUAACAGCAAAGACCUGAGCAAAGACCAGCAUGGGAGAAACUGUCUCCUGGCAUCUUAUGUCUACUAUGUAUUUCGUCUGCCAGACCCUCAAAGAGAAGUAGUCAAAACAGGUGCAGGCAGCAGUACCAUUUUGACAGAGUCUCGUUACUACACAUUCGGACGCACUUCUGCAGUGUCUGUUGGUAGUAAACUCCUGCAGAGCCGAGUGAUAAGCUGCAGCAAUCCUGACAUCACUGCUACUGAUGAGGAGGUCAGAAGCAUCGUGUCAUCCAAGCCUAUGGAUCACAGCUCCAGUCGGAUGUCUUUCUAUGUUGAAGGAACAAAUGACAUGCCAAAUGUUUGUGCAAGCCCAAGACCAUCCAAUAAAAAGCAUUUCCAUGAGGAGCUGGCACUGCAGAUGGUGGUUAGUACGGGUAUGGUCAGAGAAUCUGUCUUCAAGUAUGCCUGGUUCUUCUUUGAGCUCCUGAUAAAGAGUAUGGCUCAGUAUGUUCACAACAUAGAGAAACAAGACAACCCACGGAGAAGCCGGUUCUCUGAUCGCUUCAAAGAUGAUAUCACCACUAUAGUUAGUGUGGUUACUUCAGAGAUCGCUGCACUUAUAGUCAAACAGAAGGAAAGUGAGCAAGCAGAAAAAAUUAAUAUCAGCCUGGCAUUUUUCUUGUAUGAUCUUCUUUCUUUAAUGGACCGAGGAUUUGUGUUUAAUCUCAUCAAACAUUACUGUAAUCAGCUCUCAAACAAGUUGAAUUCAGUCUCCACCCUGAUUUCCAUGAGACUGGAGUUCCUGAGAAUUCUCUGCAGCCAUGAGCAUUACCUCAAUCUGAACCUCUUCUUCAUGACCUCUGCAUCUGCUCCCGCAUCCCCCUCUCCCUCCUUAUCCUCCCAGAACUCUAGUUCCUGCUCUAGUUUUCAGGACCAGAAAAUUGCUGGUAUGUUUGACCUCACAGCCGAAUACCGUCAGCAGCACUUUCUGACUGGCUUACUUUUCACUGAAUUGGCAGCAGCGCUGGAUGCAGACGGUGAGGGGAUUAGCAAGGUGCAAAGAAAAGCUGUCAGUGCUAUCCUUAGCCUGCUGAGUUCCCAUGACUUAGACCCACGUUGUUCCAAAAAAGAGGUGAAGAUUAAAAUUGCAGCUCUCUAUCUCCCUUUGGUUGGUAUAAUUUUGGAUUCACUGCCACAGCUCCAUGAUUUUACAA
This is a messenger RNA of Mesitornis unicolor (brown roatelo), 2647 nucleotides long. RefSeq names its product dedicator of cytokinesis protein 8-like. Gene Ontology annotation, molecular function: guanyl-nucleotide exchange factor activity. Gene Ontology annotation, cellular component: cell leading edge. Gene Ontology annotation, biological process: positive regulation of GTPase activity; positive regulation of T cell migration; positive regulation of establishment of T cell polarity. The record is from RefSeq and is a predicted model, not a curated record. The transcript has 20 exons. Lineage: Eukaryota; Metazoa; Chordata; Aves; Mesitornithiformes; Mesitornithidae. The annotation marks the transcript as partial.